AUAUCCUCGUGUAGUUUGCGGAAGUGUUCUUGUUUCUCGCGGUAAGAGGAGUAAACAGACCCACACAGAGAAAUCACCAGUAUGCUGCUCGGCGCUAAGCACAAGUGCUAAAUGUGACGUGAUAUUUAUGCCUUAAGCUGCGAUACAGAAGCCCACAGUGUGAACCUCACGGGUAUAAAAAGUGUUUAGAGCAACUUCUGGAACAUUUAAAGUUUAAAAUGUCAGAUUAAGCAGCUGCUGAAUGCGAUAGUAUCUGUGCUAACCUAGCACGCUGAGCUAAGUGCUAGCCCCGGUUAUCGCUCUGUAAUGAUAGAGAGCAGCAGGAGCUCCUUCUUCGGACAUGGCAGCAGGCGGAUCGUUAGAGUCCACUUUAGACAGGAAGUUUCAAUCUGUCACAAACACCAUGGACUCGAUCCAAGGACUGUCAACGUGGUGCAUCGACAACAAGAAGUACCACAGCCUGAUUGUGCGACACUGGAUCAAGGUCUUGAAGAAAUCUGAGUCCGCACGCAGACUCAACCUUAUUUAUCUCGCCAAUGACAUCAUUCAGAACUGUAAAAGGAAGAAUGCCAUCGUCUACCGCACCGCGUUUGCCGAGGUGCUUCGGGACGCCUUCGUGCUCCUCAACUCUGAAGGUGACCCCAAGGUAAUUAAAUCAGUGGAGAGGAUACUGUCCAUCUGGGAGGACAGGUCUGUGUAUUCAGGGACACUCAUCACCGAGCUGAGGAACAGUUUAGUGAAGGAGGAGUCUCCUCCUGAGACGCCUGUGGAACAAAAAACUCCUGUUGAGUCUAAAGCAGAUCUGCGCUCCAAGGUUCUUGCUGAGUUUGUGCCGCAGGCACUUAUCGACCAACUGUCUAAGUGCAAGAGAUCUUUGGAGGAUGUCGACCUGAGAGAGAAACAGCUGGCAGCUAUGAGGGUUGACAUCUGCAGUACUGAGGCCCUCAGAAAACUCAAAGAUAAAGCUGGAGGAAAGAAGUUCUCCAAGGACUUUGAGGAGGGGAGUGCACAGCUGCAGGAGUUUGUAAAGUUCCUUGACAAAGAGAGCAAAAAAGGGCCUCCACUCAUGGAGGCUCUCAGCAACGCAGAUGUCUUCUAUGAGAUGCAGUACAAGGAGGUCAAGAUUGUUGCUAAUGCCUACCAGACAUUUGCAAACCGUGUUACCCACCUUAAGCGCAAGCUGGACGCCCUGAAGGCUAACUUACCAGACCUGGACGAGUCACCCAUCCCCUCCCCCUCUGCAGACGCACCGUCUCCAACCGGCUCAGAGUCCCCUUUUCACGAGAUGGAAUUAGCUCACCCAGAUCCAGACCUCGACGGCUCUGCUAUGGACGAUGAUGCAGAGCCCCCAGCCCCGAGCCCCCUGUCCUCUCUUGGCGGAUCCCCCAAACAGACGGAGGCUCACGGGGAGAAUGACAGACUGGAGGUUGAAGACAUGGAGCUCUCCGACGAAGAAAUGGACACCGGUGGGAUUAUAGUUGAGGAGGAGAUAGAGCGCCCCUCCCACUCAGAGGUGCCCGAUCCAGUCACUGCGAAAACAGAGCCAUCAGUGGCAGCAGAGCAGCCCGUUACACAGGUCACGCCCCCCGUAGCAGCUCCCACAGUGGCUGUGGAAAAUGUUGACCUGGGUAAAAUAGGUUCCAUCCUUAGCAGUUUAAAAUCAGUCAUGAAGAACACAGGACCAGCAGUGGAGAGUCCUCCUGCAGCUACCUCCUCAUUGAAGACUACACCCGCUGCCUCCUUGAUUCCUCAGGAUGCCAGUUCAAUUGUAAGCCUCCUCUCCAAGGUGGAUGUGUGUCCUGCCGAUCUCCUUGGUGCUCUCUCCAAAGUACACGGCAAACGCAGCCAUGAGGGUAUAACUUCUCUUCUGAGCAGCCCGGCUGUUAAUGUCUCCUCAGACUCCUCCAGUACAGGCAAGGUUCCCCCCUCUCCCUCUCGCUCAUCCACAUCUGCAUCAACAGCCCCCUCUCAGAGCCUGUCUCUCUCCUCGGUUGCACCCUCUUCAAUCAGCUCCACUGUACAGCAGAGCACAAGCUCACAACCCAAACCGCCCCCUCAGACUGCAAACCCAGCCUCUGCCCUUGCCCAGGCUCUCCACAGAGACAUGGACUUGAUCACAGAUCCAGAGCCGUCCUCUUCUUCUCAGAGUUUAGAAUCUAAAAUCCACAAUUUCCUGCAGGGGAACUCUGCUUUCUCUGCAUUCGACCUGGACUUUCCUGCACGGCCAGCGCAGGGAAGGAAUAACCUCAGCCCAGUACCCGAGCCAGACACACAGGAGGGCACCCCAGUGCGCGAUGAGGGCGGAGGCACCCCAACUCAAGAUGAAAUCAUGGACACGCCUGCGACAGCCCCAUUCAGUUCCAGCACAAAUAAAAAAUCAUCUGUUAGAGAAACAUUUGGAACAGCCUCUGUUGCAGCACAGCAGAACCCCAGCCUCCCUCACCUGCAGCCAGGAGUGGCUCAGAAUGGUCAAGUCCACCAGCAGUACCAGUAUGGUGGACAAGAGCGUUCAGAGCAUGGGAUUACUGCACCUGUUGCACAUUUUCAGCAGGUUCCUGCACCAUCAGGAGGGCCAGUGCCUGGAGAAAGAGCCCCAGGCGGUGCCAGCAGCACACACACAGCUGAAGGCUUUCAUACGGGGCGUGAAAGAGGUUGGUAUGGGGACAACUACCCUGAGGGGGGCUCUCAACAACCCAGAGGCUACAAUGUUGCUGUGCCUGGAGUGAACCAGACAUCAGGACUUUAUCCGUACCAAACAUGUCCAAGUCAGAAACCUCCAGGGUUCCAGCAGGGCCCAGAAACAACCCCUAGUUUCUUCCCAAGUUCCCUCCCUCCUGUCCCAAAUCUUCCUCCGCGUCCUCAAGGCUUUGACAACUCUCAUGCCGCAACAAACAGUUCCAUUAUCCCCCAAGAGCAGCAGCUGAUGCCCCACCCGGACACAGCCAAUGUGAUUGGACCCAAAGCAGACAGCGUCAUCAGCGGAAUGGUGGUCCACGACCAUCAACACAAAUCCAUGUUUAAUCCAGAUGAUGCGUCAUACGGCCGAGACCGACCUCACCUUCCUCACUUGGAAGAGUUCCGCCCUCACCCAGACGAUUUGUACCAUGGCAACCCCCACCACGAAACCCCUUUCUUUCAAGACGACCCUUACCACCACCCUGAGGAUCCAUAUUACAGACCAGCCAGUCCUUCACACCAGUACCCCAGAGUCCGAGGCCGCCUCACUCCCUCUCACUCCCCCUCAGAGGACCCUUACUACGCUCAUGAAUACCAACGCCACAGCCCCCCUCCUCCUCACCACUACACUCCAAGACGACCGCAACCACCUCAUCAUCCAGAGAUCCAUCAUCCCGGUCUGCGGCCUCCGCAUCGACCUCCUCAUCCAGCACACCAUCUACGCCCAAGAGGUCCGCCUGGCCUGCAACGCCCCCCACGUCCGCCAUUUCAUCCUCAAUUCCAGCACGGCCCUGAUCCGAGGUUAAGAGGCAAACGUCCAGUUCCAAGAGGAGGGGGGAACGCUGGUCCAAUGUUCCCCCCGAAAAGACCCUUUCUUCCCCCGAGGUACUGAUGGGACAUGUAGCUUUGAGCUCUUAAAAUCACUGUGGACGUCAUGAAGGCAGAGGGCGGGAACUUUGUGUCCAAACAAUACCUUGAGAAUGGAAAACAUGAGCAAAUAAAUAUGGAGAGAUUGAGGGGGGCAUCGGCAGAAGAGGUGAUACUGCAGAGUAAUGAAUUCAGUAGCACACCAGGAGAAGCAUGGCGGGAAAGAAGGUUGGGGACGAAACAGAGACAUCACCAGGAGGAGUGAAAGAAAUCGUAAUCUCUGAGAGGGCUGCUGGGCUGAAGAAGACAGAAGAGAAAGAAAAUAAGAGGUGGAUAUAUAUAAUUCACUUUCUGUGUUAUUUGCUCUAGUUUGAAGCAUUGCAUUAUAUUUGUAAAUGAGAUUCAGUUUGAUACAGGUCAGAGUGCGUGCAUGGUUCGUGUGUGCAUGCGGUCAUGUGAAAGUUAACCAGUCACAGACGUUAAAUCAUGAGGAUUAUUUUUGCUAAGAGACAGAAUGUAGUCGAUGCAAUGUUUCUGCUGUUAUUUAGUUGUUCCACGAGCAGUUUUGACCGUUUCUUUUCCACAUCAGCAGUAUCUCAGUAACUCCUGAUAAACAUACAUUUGAGUUUCACUUUGAGUAGCAAAAACUUUAGUAGAACUUGCCAUAGAAUUUAUGUUCUAGGGUAGCAUAUUUUGGGAUAAUUAAUUUCAUUGUUCCAACUCCAAAUGUUUUAUCUGUGAAGCGAUGCUCUCUCUAUUAGUGCGCAGUCUUCCUCCGGCGAUAGUUUUUCCGUCUCGUUAAGUUCCUUGAUUCAGAGCGGCACAAGUCUAUUCAGAAGGGAGAGAGAGGUGUGAGAGUUACUCUUUUCAGCCUCCCAACAGCGACGCAGAAGAAAUGCAUUUUUUGGAGGAGAUGAAGAAACUCGCCUUCAGUUUCGUUUUACAUGUACUGUCUAAUAAAAUCUGGGUUUGAAAAUG
Notolabrus celidotus (New Zealand spotty) is the source of this 4521-nucleotide messenger RNA. It is a transcript of the gene rprd2a, whose product is annotated as regulation of nuclear pre-mRNA domain containing 2a. Gene Ontology annotation, cellular component: RNA polymerase II, holoenzyme. Bases 341 to 3568 code for a protein of 1075 amino acids. The record is from RefSeq and is a predicted model, not a curated record. The transcript has 10 exons. NCBI's taxonomy places the organism in Eukaryota, Metazoa, Chordata, Actinopteri, Labriformes, Labridae. Gene Ontology annotation, biological process: mRNA 3'-end processing. Gene Ontology annotation, molecular function: RNA polymerase II complex binding.